AUGUCUGUGACUGCCUGCCAGGGCUUAGGAUUUGUGGUUUCACUGAUCGGGCUUGCAGGCAUCAUUGCAGCAACCUGCAUGGACCAAUGGAGCACCCAGGACUUAUACAACAACCCAGUGACUGCUGUGUUCAACUACCAAGGGCUGUGGCGCUCCUGUGUCCGAGAGAGCUCUGGCUUCACUGAGUGCCGGGGCUACUUCACCCUGCUGGGGCUGCCAGCCAUGCUGCAGGCAGUGCGAGCCCUAAUGAUCGUGGGGAUUGUGCUGGGGGCCAUCAGCACCCUAGUGUCCAUCUUUGCUCUGAAAUGCAUUCGCAUUGGCAGCAUGGAGGACUCUGCCAAGGCCAAAAUGACACUGACCUCUGGGAUCAUGUUCAUUAUCUCAGGUAUUUGUGCAAUUAUUGGAGUGUCUGUGUUUGCCAACAUGCUGGUUACUAAUUUCUGGAUGUCCACAGCUAACAUGUACGGCAGCAUGGGUGGGAUGGUGCAGACUGUUCAGACCAGGUACACCUUUGGUUCAGCUCUGUUCGUGGGCUGGAUUGCCGGAGGCCUCACACUAAUUGGGGGUGUGUUGAUGUGCAUUGCCUGCCGAGGUCUGGUACCUGAUCAAACCAACUACAAAGCCGUGUCUUAUCAUGCCUCAGGCCACAGUGUUAACUACAGGCCUGGAGGCUUCAAAUCCAGCACUGGUUUUGGAUCUACCACCAAGACCAAGAAGAUAUAUGAUGGGGGUGUCCACACAGAAGAUGAAGCACAAUCUCACCCUUCCAAGUAUGACUAUGUGUAAUGCUUCAAGACCCCUAGGCAUAGGCAGAAGAAACUCUUCCUCAAAGAGAAC
This is a messenger RNA of Fukomys damarensis (Damara mole-rat), 837 nucleotides long. RefSeq names its product claudin 18 (gene Cldn18). Gene Ontology annotation, biological process: cell adhesion; bicellular tight junction assembly. The record is from RefSeq and is a predicted model, not a curated record. NCBI's taxonomy places the organism in Eukaryota, Metazoa, Chordata, Mammalia, Rodentia, Bathyergidae. Gene Ontology annotation, cellular component: bicellular tight junction; plasma membrane. The transcript is spliced from 5 exons. The coding region runs from base 1 to 786 and encodes 261 amino acids. Gene Ontology annotation, molecular function: structural molecule activity.